AUGGCUUUGAUUAAGUAUGAUAAAUUUAACACACUGAAUGAUUCCAAAACAGAGUGGAGGAUAAGAGUAAGAGCACAAUCGAUUUGGAAGGGGAUAACGAGAAGUACUGGCGAAUUCCGAGGUUACAACAUUCUCCUCUUCGAUGACUCGAGCGAGCGUAUUCAUGCUUUCAUCAGUGCACAACUAGCUCCAAAAUUUGAGGAUGAACUGGACGAGGGGGAUAUUUUCACUGUUGAAAACUUCAAGGUUAAUGUUUAUAAUGGAGACGAGACAAGCCGGGCUGUAAGAUAUGAAAAACAUAUUUACUUCACUGCAGAAACAAUCUUCAAAAAAAACACGAGUCAUGGUCUACCAAUACCAUAUCACAGCUUUGAUCUAUUUAGGCUCCAAGAUUUGGAAUCAAUGAAAACAGAUAACCGUUACUUGACUGAUGUGUUGGGUGUGAUACAUGAUGUUCCAGAAAGGAUUAAUUAUACCAAAGGGACUGAUGAAAAAUCACAUGUUCAAUUCACUAUAACAGAUGGAAAGAAAAGUGUUAAGGUCACUUUCUUUAAUGCUUUUGGAGAGUUAUUCCUAAAUGCAAAAGAAAAAUGUACUGAACUCCCAAUCAUAAUUGUUAUUGGAUCUGGAAAGAUUAGUGAAUAUAAAGGGGAGGUUUAUAUAACCAACUUUCCGGCAACAAGAUUCUACCUUAACUUGGAACACCAUUCUGUCAAAGCACUGAGGGAAAGGCUGAAAGCUGAAGAUUUCUAUCAAAUGGAUGUGGAGGAGGAGGUCAUCGUAGCAGUACCAAUAAUCAAAGUCACUGAGCUCAGAAAUCUAAAACCUGACUUUGAUAAGGACCAAGUAUGCUGUCAAGUCAAAUUAAAUAAGAUUGAUGAGAAGAGAAAUUGGUUCUCCGAGCAUUGUACUGGAUGUGGUGCCAUGGUGAAAUUUGUUGAUGAUGAGUAUAAAUGCAGUGGAACAAAUUGUGGAAGAGUCAUCCCAUGGCCAGAUAAGAGGUUCAGUCUAUACACUUUAUGCUCCGACAGUACAGGGACCAUCCCAAUUAUCUGGCCAAACAAUGAAAUUGUCCGCCUAACUGGGAAAACUGUUUAUGAUGUUGAGGUGGAUGAAGAACAGGUUGGAGAUGCUAGCAAAUUCCCUCCACUGCUUAAAAACUUAGAGAAGAAGAACUACCAAAUCACCAUACACCUGACUAAAUCAAACAUAAAGGAAGGUUGUGGUGUUUUCAAUGCUACAACCAUAACAGAGGCUUUGGAAAGUUCUGCAACUCACUCCCCAGCAGCAAAUGGAGUGCCACAAGUUACAGAAACCGUUUUACCAAAUGAAAUACACGCUGUAAGCUACUCUUCUUCUUUAUUUAUUUCCAAUACAUGUGUAGAGACUCACUAUUUGAUUAUACUAAAGACCCCAGGAAAGGAAUCAAAUGUGCAGUUGAACAGCCCACCCACCAUAACAUCAACAAACAAGAGCAGGCCACGAAACACAGACGAAGUUGUGAAAUACAACUCGGGAAAACCUGGAAGUCAGCCUAAGUUGAAGAGCAUUAAGAUUGAGAAAGUGUAA
Molecule: messenger RNA, 1569 nt
Organism: Daucus carota subsp. sativus
Lineage: Eukaryota; Viridiplantae; Streptophyta; Magnoliopsida; Apiales; Apiaceae
Exons: 10
Coding region: 1-1569 (522 amino acids)
Source: RefSeq, a predicted model, not a curated record